AUGUCACCACUAAAAGAAGCAAUCUUUGCUCUACUUAUGUUAUCAUUCGUAUGUACAUCUAGUGCUAUCCAUUGUUACUAUUGCAACAGUGCGAACAACUCGGCCUGUCUGGACGUCAACCAAUACGACGAAGAAAUCCGGUCCAGCAUCAUACCGAUAGUGAACUGCGACAACGCGAUACCCAAGACGAAACCCAUCACGUUCUUUUGCAGGAAAAUUGUGCAAACAAUCUUCCAUCCACACCGCGACUCCGAGGUGCGAGUGACACGCGGUUGCGGCUGGAUUCCCCACGAGAAGGAGUGCUACAAAGACGACAACAGUGACCACUUGGGUACCACUUGUCAAUGCUUCGACAACCUGUGCAACAGCGGCGAGUCAGCUGAUCCCACAGUCAUGACCAUCCUGUUUUUCUGCUUUUCGGCCAUUUUGUAUUUUUGGCGAGAUUGA
Molecule: messenger RNA, 447 nt
Organism: Leptosia nina
Lineage: Eukaryota; Metazoa; Arthropoda; Insecta; Lepidoptera; Pieridae
Source: the annotation of a GenBank genome assembly